Manihot esculenta (cassava) is the source of this 1359-nucleotide messenger RNA. RefSeq lists its product as uncharacterized. The coding region runs from base 1 to 1359 and encodes 452 amino acids. The transcript has a single exon. Lineage: Eukaryota; Viridiplantae; Streptophyta; Magnoliopsida; Malpighiales; Euphorbiaceae. The record is from RefSeq and is a predicted model, not a curated record.
AUGAAGAGGGCUGAGAAGUACAUAAGGAAGGAUGACGCCUUGGUGACAAGCCGAUUCGCCAAGGGAGUGGCAGGUAAGGAGAAAACCCUGGAGGAAAGGAGGCCGGAGAAGCAAGAGAAGAGACAUGGCAAAAGGCCUGAGCCUUACAGACAGCCCUGGGAGCGAAGGGACCAAAGACCUCUCCCUACUCGGGUCUCAGAACAGAAGUCACUCCCUCCGUGGGUUCCAGAGAAGUCGACCCCACUUAAUGCCUCUAGAGCCGAAGUGCUCAUUGCCGUCCAAGACAAGGAACUCUUUCAGUGGCCUAGACCCCUGAGAACGGAAGCCGACCAGCGAAAUCCUGACAAAUACUGUCAGUUCCAUCGUACUCAUGGCCACGACACCAAUAACUGUUUCCAGUUGAUCACGGAAAUCGAAAGGCUGAUAAAAAGGGGACACCUGAAGAACUUCGUGAAGAAACCAGAAGGACAGAGACCCCAGCCCAAUCCAGCAGUCCAAGCGCCGAGGAGAACGGGAGCUAACCCCGUAAACGACGGGUCUAGUGGGACCAUCAAUAUGAUUGUCGGAGGCACAGGAGGACGGAUGAGUCGAAGGGGGAAAAAGAGGAGUAGAGAGGGAGAAAGCAGCAGCGCUGAGGUCAUGCAGGUCGUCGUACACUCUCCGACGGUCAUCACUUUCUCCCCAGAGGAUGCCCAGGGUGUUCAAAUGCCCCAUGACGACGCCUUUGUCGUUGAAGCUGUCAUUCACAACUACCGCGUAAAGAAGAUCUUAGUGGAUGACGGGAGCAAGGUGAAUCUGCUACCUUAUCGAGUCUUCCAGCAAAUGGGAAUCCCCAAAGAGCAGCUGGUUCGAGAUCAGGCCCCGAUUAAAGUAAUUGGAGGAACGCCAGUAACGGUGGAAGGGAAGGUAAAGCUAGCCCUUACUUUGGGAGAAGCACCAAGGACUCGCACCCAUUAUACGGUGUUCCUGGUGGCUAAACUCCCCCUGAGCUACAACGCGAUCCUGGAAAGACCUGCAUUGUUUGACUUUGAGGCCAUCACCAGUAUCAGAUAUCUGGCAAUGAAGUUUCCAACAGAGGCAGGGGUGGGAAUAGUUCGGGGAAGCCAGGAGGAAGCAAGGGCAGUGUACCUAGCUACGGUAGCAGAGUCGAGCUCAACAGAAGAUAGGCUGAAUUCAGAAGUCCUGGAGGUCCGAGACAAGAAAACAGAAGCCAAGACAGAGCCGGUGGGGGAACUGGAGAUUUUUCCUUUAACAGAAGCAGAAACAGAUAAAGUCUUUAGUCUUAACGCCGGCCUCACCAAAGAACAGAAAAUCGAGGUCAUGGCCUUGAUCCGAAGUCACGCGUCAAGCUUCGCCUGA